GCUUUCGGUGACGUCAUACAGGAAGUGUAUCGGCGCUGUACACCCAGAAUAGCAUCCUCCAAAGCGACAGCAUCCUUUCUUACUCCAACUAUGACAAAACCUUGGAAGCACUUCACCGAACCGAUUCAGGGUUGGACCAUGUUGUGAUGAGCAGUGUGCCAUGCAGAGGAGACAUAGCAGCAACACGGAUGGCAUGCCCUCUGAAAGGAGCCGAAGCCAAACUCUGGGAUCAGAGAGCAGCCUUGAUGAGGGUGGUGUCUUUGACUGCCUGAAAUCUGACUCUACCGCCUCACCCCAGCAAAUCUUCUCUGGCCUUGUGGGUGUCCCCUCAGGCUCUGUCUCUUCUGCCCAGUUCCAGGCAGCUGGCUUAGUCCUGGGAUCUCCCCCUGAAGUUUUUAUCCAAAUGACAGCAUCUUCCAGAGAAGAAGGGGGCCCACACCGCUCGGAGGUUGGACCUUUCCUCCCUCGACCGCCGCAGCACCACCACCAUCAUCACCACCACCACUUCCACCAGCCGCUGCAGCACAGGACAUCCUCUCUGCUUCAGCAGGCCACCACGGCAGCUGGCUCAGAGAGGCACAGCUCCAGAGAGGAGGGCCAGGAAGACCCAUCCACUCCGGCACCGGCCCUGUCUGAGCUGAAGGCAGUCGUUACCUGGCUGCAGAGGGGUUUUCCCUUCAUCCUGAUUCUGCUGGCCAAAGUCUGCUUCCAGCAUAAGCUAGGUAUUGCUGUCUGCGUGGGGAUGGCGAGCACAUUCGCCUACGCAAAUUCUACACUGAGGCACCAAGUGUCAUUAAGGGAGGAGCGUUCCAUAUUUGUAGCACUUUGGAUCUUAAUGUUCCUCUCAGGAAAUAUUGUUUACAUCUUCUACACAUUCAGUCAUGAGGAGCUGCAAAACAGCCUCAUAUUCGCCAAACCCAACCUCAACAGUUUUGACUUCUUUGAUCUGAUUUGGGCAGUGGGCAUCACUGACUUUGUCCUUAAGUAUGUGACCAUCGGCCUGAAGUGCUUUGUCCUCUUUUUACCCAAGAUUCUCCUGGCCUUCAAAUCCAGGGGUAAAUUCUACCUGCUGAUUGAGGAUCUGAGCCAGCUGUUUAGGGCCCUGGUGCCCAUCCAGCUGUGGUACAAGUACAUCAUGGGAGAAGACCCCUCAAACAGUUACUUCCUAGGGGCUACACUCAUCAUCAUCUACAGCCUCUGCAAGUCCUUCGACAUCUGUGGACGCGUGUCAGCCAUUUGCAAGGCCUUUUCUGUGCUUUGCAGGUCCCAGAGCUACGGAGUGAGGGCCAGCAGUCAACAGUGCGGCGACGCAGGUGACAUCUGUGCUAUUUGUCAGACUGAUUUCAGAGAUCCCGUUGCUCUUCUCUGUCAGCACGUGUUCUGCGAGGAGUGCUUGUGCUUGUGGUUCGACCGGGAGAGAACGUGUCCGCUGUGUCGCUCUACAGUCGUUGAGACCCUGCGAUGCUGGAAGGACGGCACCACGUCGGCUCACUUUCAGAUAUAUUAAGCGAUGGCAACACAAGAUAUGCAUGCACUAACAUGCGACUGUGCUGAGUGAGGUAAAUAUUUAACUCAAGAUCAUUGCAGAAACACCUGCGACUAAUAACAGAACAUGUUUAAAAAUCACAUCUGAACAGAAAUAGCAUAAAGCUUCUGGUCGAGGCCACCAGCAAAAAUAUAAAUCAUAAAUGCUGUUGUCGUACUUUAAUGGGCAUAUUCCUUUUUUGUGUACAUGUUGACAUGUAUUUCACAUUAGCACAUGAUAACAGAAUGUUCCUUUGAUUUAAUGUUGUAAUGUAAAUAGUUGUCACACAGGUGUAGGUGCUCUUUAUUUAGUGUGCACUGUAUAUAGUGUCUGUGUUGCUGCUUUUUAUCUCAUUUUAGUUUAAAGCUUCAUAUUUAUUCAAAAGUAGAUCAUGGAUUUGUUGUGUGCUUGUUGGUUAAAGCAUAACAUUUUCUUUUGUUUGGAUAUUGAGUAUUGAGUGCAUAGUUGGUGUGUGAUUUUUAAUUAUUUAAACUAUAAACAGAACAAUGCACACAUUUGCCUGAUCUGAUCUGAUCUUGGAUUGUUUGCAAAUCCCAUUUCGUUGUUAUUCUCUAUGAAUAUUAAUACUGUUGUAUUAUUAUAUUGUGAAGACGUUUUGAAUUAAAGCAAAUUCACUCAAUGUA
Messenger RNA from Solea senegalensis (Senegalese sole), 2169 nucleotides. It is a transcript of the gene rnft2, whose product is annotated as ring finger protein, transmembrane 2. Gene Ontology annotation, molecular function: ubiquitin protein ligase activity. Gene Ontology annotation, biological process: positive regulation of ERAD pathway. The record is from RefSeq and is a predicted model, not a curated record. NCBI's taxonomy places the organism in Eukaryota, Metazoa, Chordata, Actinopteri, Pleuronectiformes, Soleidae. The coding region runs from base 161 to 1507 and encodes 448 amino acids. The transcript has 10 exons.